Molecule: messenger RNA, 3028 nt
Organism: Octopus sinensis (East Asian common octopus)
Lineage: Eukaryota; Metazoa; Mollusca; Cephalopoda; Octopoda; Octopodidae
Product: zinc finger protein 239-like
Exons: 3
Coding region: 887-1981 (364 amino acids)
Source: RefSeq, a predicted model, not a curated record
ACGCACACAAAUAAUAUAUUAAUUAAAAUGGAUUGCCACUAAUUAACGAUAUAAGAUGUUCUGGAACGAAGAAGUUCUGUUAACCUUUUGCGUCGUCCGCAGACGAACAUCAUUGGCCACUUGUCUGCAGAAUUUCCUCUCCUGCCUUACUCGUGGUAGUCCCAACCUUCAACCAGUUGGUCAACAAAUUACUUUUGAAUUUGUAUUUCGUAAUAUUUCAGUGUCUGUUUAGAAAUAGAAAAGGGUUAUUUGAAUUUCUGCUGUUUUGACCUUCGUUGGCUUCUUCGUGUUUUUUAAUUUUCUUAAAACUUUAUCUCCACGCACACAAAGUUACAGAUGCACACACGAAUUAUAUGAAUUUUCGAUGUCAACUAAAAGCGAUUGCAUCCAAUUAACGAUGUAAACUGUGAUGAAAUGAAAUAUUUAAUUAUCAAGGUGAUGAAAUAAAACAAAAAUUGAUGGGUUCGCAGACAUACAUACCAACACUCAUUACAUAUAUCUAGAAAACUAAACUUGAAAUUUCGAAAAAAAAAAAACGUGCUCCAAUAUUUUGUGGUAGCCGAAUGCCCCAUAUCAACUUGUGGUCAGUGAACACCAAUUUUACUAGAAUAUGAGCCACCAACCCUGAACAUUGUUAUAAAUUUUCAAGUAACAUGACAUCCAUUAACCAUAUCCAUAUUUCUUAAUGUACAAACAGAAGACCUUCUGUCUACAACAAAAUGUGUGUCUGUUUGAGAGAACCAGGUCAGCAACAAACAUUCUAACAGUGAGUUGAAAAUUUACAUAUGGUACAUGUGUUCCACACUUGUAAAUAGACGUCUGUGAUAGCUAAGACAAGAAACUGAACCGUAUCGGAUUAACUUACAGAUAUUUCUCAGCUUCCCCAAUGAUUGAUAUGGAGAAUGUUAAUCACUUGGAUACUUCUAAUACAACUAUUUUUAACAAUAUAGAUACAGUUAGAGAGACAGACAGAGAUGAGGAAGAUGUACCUAGUGAAACAUUUAUCAAACAAGAGCCGUUGUACAGAAAUAUUCCUGAACAUAGUUGUGAAAUUUGUAAGGAAACUUUCUCUUCAGAACAAGAAGUUUUAACACACAAAGAAAUGCAUUCUGGAGAAAAACAGUUUCAGUGUGGAAUGUGUGAGAAAUCUUUCAGUCAAAAUUCUCAUCUUGUUAUCCACAUACGUAGUCACACUGGAGAAAAACCGUUUCACUGUGAAAUCUGUGGGAAAUCUUUCACUGAUAAUUCUAAUCUUGUCGUUCACAAACGAAUCCACACUGGGGAAAAACCAUUCCGUUGUGAAAUCUGUGGGAAAUCCUUCAGUAAUAAUUCCCAUCUUGCAGUCCAUGUGCAAAUCCAUACAGGAGAGAAACCAUUUUACUGUGAUAUAUGUGGCAAAUCGUUUAUAACUAACAGCCACUUGAAAAGACAUAAACAGAUACAUGGAGGAGAUAAACUGCAUCAGUGUGAAGUCUGUGGGAAGACAUAUAUUGAUAAUUCACAGUUGAUAAUUCAUAAACGUAGUCACACUGGAGAAAAGCCGUAUCACUGUGAUAUAUGCGAGAAGUCUUUUGGUAAGAAGAGUAAUUUAACAGAGCAUGAACGGAUUCAUACGGGUGAAAACCCAUUUCACUGUGAAAUUUGUGGGAAAUCUUUCACUCAGAAUUCCCAUCUUGUGGUUCACGAACGAAUCCACUCGGGAGAAAAACCUUAUCAGUGUGAAAUCUGUGGGAAGGCUUUUGUGUCUAAAAGUGAUCUAAACAGACAUAGAAAGAGACACACAGGACAAAAGCCAUUCAAAUGUGAAAUAUGUGAUAAGUAUUUUGUGUGUAAUCGUUAUUUAACGAAACACAGAAGAAUUCACACUGGGGAAAAUAUCUUUCAUUGUGAAAUCUGUGAGAAAUCAUUUAUAACUGAGAGUCUUUUAAAAAGACACAAACAAAUUCACUCUGGAGGGAAAUCUGUUAAAGAUGAGACUUGAAAAAUGUUUCUCUGGCUAAUCUAAAUUUAUCGUCCACUAACAUGUAGACAUUGAAGAACAUUUGUUAUGGUUAAAUAAGUUGGAAAUCAUUCUAUUUGAUUUCUCAUCUGUUGUCUUUAAAUCUGCUCUCAUUUAAGAGAGUCAUCAUUAUCAUUUAACAUCCAUUGUCCCUUGUUAGCAUGAGUUGGAUGGUUUGGCCAGAGCUACACCAAGUUCCAGUCUUUCACUAAAAUAUCUGGGAAACCCUUAUUUCUCAAUGAGAAACUUGCAGUUGAUAUAUUAAUAAACGAGGCCAAGAAAGACAGUUCUGCAGUUUCUUGCUGAAAAACCCAUGGAGACGAUCUGUUUAUUGUGAUCAAAUGUUUGUGCUGUACAUUAGCUCACACCUUCCAUCAAAUCCAUGCAUGGGGUGCCACGUCUCAGAUGUUGAAAUUAUCACAGAGCAGCAUAAGAUGAAGUGUUUUGCUCAAGAAAACAAUGUACAGGAGAAACAUAUUGAUUAUGUGUUAACAUUCUCUGUAAUUAAAAAAGAAAACGGCAGACCUUAAUUUAUAAGUAGUAAGAAAAGAAUGUUUUGUUUAGAAAAGGCUAAAAAAAAAAUUUUCAAAAUUUCAAGGGGAAAUAAUUCUUUUAUCCUAUCGUUGAAUUCUUAAAUUCUUUGGCACCUCGUUGGCUCUCACCACACCAACUUCUUUUAAAAGUAGGAUCUAUCUAAUGUUACUACAGAACCGUGACCAGCCUUGGUUGUGUAAUGGCAUGAGACUGGUGGUAAAAAAAAAAUUAAUGUUUCAUAUUAUCCAAGCCACUAUUGUAAUUGGCUCUUCUAUGGGGGAAGAUGUUUUUAUACCCAGAAUACUCUUGAUACUGUCUGACACAAAAAUACCUUUCAUAUUCAAAAGGCUGUAGCUUCCAGAAAAUUCAAUUUUGUCAUACUCUCUCUUUUACUCUUUUACUUGUUUCAGUCAUUUGACUGCGGCCAUGCUGGAGCACCGCCUUUAGUCGAGGAAAUCGACCCCGGGACUUAUUCUUUGUAAGCCCAGUACUUAU